This is a messenger RNA of Carassius carassius (crucian carp), 923 nucleotides long. RefSeq lists its product as uncharacterized. The transcript has 5 exons. The coding region runs from base 192 to 866 and encodes 224 amino acids. Lineage: Eukaryota; Metazoa; Chordata; Actinopteri; Cypriniformes; Cyprinidae. The record is from RefSeq and is a predicted model, not a curated record.
UCUUUUUGACUGAGCAAAGCCAAUUGCUACACGUUUCUUUUCAUUUGAACUACGAACUUACUAUUACUGUCAUUUUAUCUGCACUAUAUAGUGUUUUUGGCAUCCAUCAUUUAUUUAUAUUUACACACCAGAUAUCCAAUAAUCGCGGGCGUUAUCACAUUAUUAAUUCUAACAGAUACUAUAUUGACAGGAUGGGAUGCUGUUUUGUGCUCACUCUGUUCGUUUCGCUCCUUCACGGUGUUUUUGGUGGUGAUGGAGUAAAAUUGUCAGAAAUGGAGGGGGACACAGUCAUUCUACACACUGAUAUAAUCAAAAAAGAGCAUGACAAGUUGUUGUGGUAUUUUGGAGACACUCGCAUCGCUCUGAUCAAUGGACAUCCCAAUACGAGCUGUUUAUAUGAUGGUCCUGACGGGAGAUUCAGAGACAGACUGGAGGUGGACUAUGAGACUGGAUCUCUGAUCAUCACAAACAUCACAACUCAACACACUGGACGUUAUGAAGCAGAGAUCAUCAGAAGUGAGAGUUCAGGGAAAAGACAAAGUUUAAACAGAAACCGCAAAUGUGAUAGCACAAAAAUCACCAAAAAACCCAGCAUCAGUCAUGAUGAUAACAUAAAAUCUUUCAAUGUGAUCGUCACUGCUGCUCUGUCUGAUCAAGUCAAAAGCGACGACGAGCCCAGUAUGGAGAAGAGGGAGUCUGACUUGGAUUUAGGUCUGUCUUCAGCUGCUGUAGCAGGAAUAUGUGCUGCCUCUCUGCUCCUGACUGUUGUAGCUGCUGCUGCUGUGAUCUUCAGAAAUGCAAUAAGACAGAAUGAAAACAAUGGACUACAGCGCAAAGAAGAGGUAAGACACUGUUGUGAAAACUGACUUUACAUCACCUUAAGAUCUGUUUGAUUUUAGCUACACAGACAAAAUCAUCCUAAU